AUGACGACAGAGCCAGAUUGUGGCACAAAAGAGAACACCGGCAUAGGUGGCAUCAAGCUUUCCGGCAACAGCAACUCCGUCCUGCCUUUGCUAGACGCGGAAAAGGAGAUUCAGAGCCCUUACGGGCUCAACAAGCUUGUCUCUCCUCAGGCAAGUGAUCUUAAGGAGGCCGCACCUCCCGGUGUCCGAAGCGAUGACUCCACCGCCCGCAACCGCUGCGAGAAUGAUGGCGCUCAACUGGAACAGCUGCCGUCGGCGGCUACCACAGUCGACUUCCCAGAAGGCGGUGUGAAAGGGUGGCUCGUCGUCUUGGGGUCCUUCUGCGCAAUGCUUUCGCUAUUCGGCCUGAUCAACUCAGCGGCCGUAUUCGAAUCGUACUUCUCUACGAACCAGCUCGUCGAGAACACGCCGUCAGAGAUUGGCUGGAUCUUCAGCCUGUACUUAUUCAUUGUUUUCUUCGUUGGCAUCCAGGUCGGGCCCAUCUUUGAUCGGUUUGGGGCAAGAGCGCUGGUGGCGGUCGGCAGCUUGCUGAUAGUCCUGAGUCUGUUGCUCCUAAGUUGGUGCGAUCAGUACUAUCAGAUUAUGCUUACCUACUCAGUGAUGGGCGGCAUUGGUGGUGCACUGCUCAACUGCCCCGCGUAUGGGGCCAUCGCUCACUUCUUCAAUGUCCGCCGCGGCUUGGCCACUGGAAUCGCCUCAACUGCGGGCGGAGUGGGCGGUGUCGUGUUUCCUGUCCUGCUCCGUGAGCUGCUGCCUAAUGUUGGGUUUGCGUGGAGCUGUCGUAUCCUCGCUUUCAUCAUGCUAGGCCUUGCGAUCCCGUCCAAUCUCUUUAUCCGGACGAGGUUAACCCCGAGCAAAGGCGAGGGCCCAAAGAUACACUCGGUCUGGCCCGAUCUCAGCGUUUUCAGGGAUGCCCGGUUUGCCUUUGCAGCUGUUGGCGUCUUCUUCAUGGAAUGGGGCCUAUUCAUUCCCCUCACCUACAUCGUCUCAUACGCCGCCGCGAACGGGCAGGCCGCGACCGAAGGCUAUCUCCUCCUGUCAUAUUUGAAUGCCGGAUCCGUGGUGGGCCGAGUUCUUCCGGGCUACCUGGCUGACCGCCUUGGCCGAUUCAACGUCAUAAUCUCCACCAUUGCGCUGUGCACAAUCACGACGGUUGCCCUAUGGUUACCAGCAGGCACUUCAAAGGCUGUCUUGAUUGCGUACGUGGUGCUAUUUGGGUUUGCCAGCGGGAGCAACAUUGGGCUGGUCCCCGUCUGUCUGGGACAGCUCUGCGACCACCGACGCUUUGGUCGACUAUUCUCAACAGCCAUGAUGGUGGCAAGCUUCGGAACACUGAGCAGCCUUCCCAUUGGGGGUGCCUUGUUGGCUUCGGGGUCGGGAGACCAGGGAUGGCGAUACCUGAUAAUCUUUAGCGGAGUUGCCUACUCGGCGGCACUGAUAUGCUAUACUGUAGCUCGCGUUCGCGCUGUUGGAUGGAACCCUGGGACGUUGCGGCGACCCGCAGGUACUGUACCCGACGUCACCCAAAUUGCGGGGCAAUUUCGAACCUUCAGUUGCCCCGCCUUGCUGGAAAUUUCAACCUCCUGCCCAAGACACCCAGCAUCACCGAUCAUGGCGAGCAAUUUAUCUGCUGCGCCCGUGCUUUCAACGCCAGCAGAAGAUCUAUUCGACCACGCUGUCCCCUCUAAACCGGACGCAUCGGAACAACCGAAGUCAGACGAUGAACUACGCGACAUCUACGAAGUCGCCCGCACGGCCAAAGAGAUCCGGGAGGGCAGGUGGAAGAGGAUAGCACUGCAGUUUCCAGACUCCAUGUUGAGAGAUGCGCCUCGGAUAGUGCAAUCCCUACACUUGGAGCUUAGUUCCCUUCACGAGCAAUCGGAAGCCGGCAUUACGACAUCUCCCACGACCACGAACGGUGACGGCGCGAAUAAAACAGAUCCCCAUGAGAGGAUAUACAUAUUAGCGGAUACAUCCUACAGCUCAUGCUGCGUCGACGAGAUCGCGGCUGAACAUGUCGAUGCUGACGUGGUGGUACAUUAUGGCCGGGCCUGCCUCUCGCCCACUUCCCGCCUGCCCGUGAUAUACGUUUUUACACACCACAACCUCGACCGGGAAGCUACACUGGAAGCAUUUAUCAAGAGAUACCCAGACAAAGCCACGAACGUGAUCCUCAUGGCAGACGUAACCUACCAGGACCACGUCCCAUCCCUCGCAGCCGAUCUCUACACCCGCGGCUACACGAACCUCCUCUCCACCUCCAUAGUUCACGAGCCAACCGGCAAGAUCCCCAACCGCAAGCUCGUAGUUCCACAAGACGGAACCGACGUCCCUCCUCCAACCGCCUCAACUCACGACCUCACAACCUACUCAAUAUUUCACAUCUCGACUCCUCCCACCGCCCUCCUCCUAGCCCUCUCCUCCCGGGUCCAAUCGCUCGACAUCCACCCGACCCCUUCCUCAUCCUCCGACUUCGAAUUGCCCGCUCCGCCAUCCACGUCGCGCCUGCUCGGGCGGAGAUACGCCAAAGUGUUGACCCUCGCGUCGUCAGGGGUGAUUGGCAUCCUGGUCAACACGCUCUCCGUGUCCAAUUACCUGUCCUCGGUCGACCACAUACGGCGACAGAUUGCCGCGGCGGGCAAGAAGAGCUACACAGUCGUGGUCGGAAAGCUCAAUCCGGCCAAACUGGCCAACUUUGCCGAGGUGGAGGGCUGGGUCGUUGUCGGCUGCUGGGAGAGCUCGCUGGUCGAGGAUGAUGCGGGCUUCUACCGGCCCGUCGUCACGCCGUUUGAGCUUGGGCUUGCGUUGGUCGGAGAUGACAAGAGGGUGUGGACUGGUGAGUGGUGGGGUGGAAUUGAGAGCGUUCCAGUGCUAGGGGAUGAAGUUGGGCCUGAAGGAGGAGAGGAGGAAGAUAACAGGCCUGUGAAGGAAGACAGGGAUGGGGGAGAGGAUGUCCAAGGGGGAUCGUAUGAGCAGGAUGGGGUUGAGGACGAGGAGUCGGCGCCGCCAGAGUUCGACCUGCGUACUGGCAGGCUAAUCAGUCACAGCCGGCCGAUGAGAACGGGUGGUGGAAAGGGCGAGAUACGAAAUGGUGCUAUCUCAACCGGAGGAACCACGGCACCCAACAUGAGUGCCCUGGCCCUGCGGCCGAGAGCUGAAUUAGCUACAGUAAACGGAGUUGUGAGCCCUGGUGCCGAGUUCUUACGAUCUCAGCGAACAUGGCAGGGCCUCGGUAGUGACUUCGUAGGCGAGGCCAGCACGGCGAUAGAAGAAGGCAGGAGUGGUGUCGCGAGGGGCUACACAGUUGGUGUUGACGGGGAGAGGAGGUAA
Molecule: messenger RNA, 3330 nt
Organism: Canariomyces notabilis
Lineage: Eukaryota; Fungi; Ascomycota; Sordariomycetes; Sordariales; Chaetomiaceae
Product: diphthamide biosynthesis protein
Exons: 3
Coding region: 1-3330 (1109 amino acids)
Biological process (GO): transmembrane transport; protein histidyl modification to diphthamide
Molecular function (GO): 2-(3-amino-3-carboxypropyl)histidine synthase activity; transmembrane transporter activity
Source: RefSeq, a predicted model, not a curated record